GUUUGAAUUGUAUAAGCCCAAUGACGAGCAAUUUUCCAAAGCCAACACAUUAUGACUAAAUGGAGCCCGAUAAUGAGACACUCACGUCACGCCUUAUCUCUGUAUCAGCUUUUACUAUAUUAGCCCCAGCCCCGACCAACAGCAUUUAGUAGUCGCUCACAUUCUGACAGCACCACACACGACCCACCAAAUUGUGAAAAUGGACUUUUAUUACUCACCUGGCUCGGCGCCCUGCCGUUCCGUUCUAAUGACUGCUGCCGCAGUGGGUGUCAAACUUAACAAGAAGUUGUUGAACACCAGCGAACAGGAGCAACUGAAGCCGGAGUUCCUAAAGCUUAAUCCGCAACAUACGAUUCCAACGCUGGUGGACAAUGGCUUCUCCAUCUGGGAGUCGCGUGCCAUUAUCGCGUAUCUGGCUGAAAAAUACGGCAAGGACGACUCGCUCUAUCCCAAGGAUCCACAGCAGCGUGCUCUAGUUAAUCAGCGGCUAUACUUUGACAUGGGCGUGCUGUACCAGGCCUUCGCCGAUUAUUACUAUCCCCAAUUUCGCUAUAACAAGCCAGCUGACCCUGAGAUGUAUAAAAAGGUGGAGUCUGCCUUUGCGCUCCUGAACACCUUCCUGGAGGGUCAGCAAUAUGUAGCCGGCAGUAAGCUGACAAUUGCCGACAUUUCCAUUUUGGCCUCGGUUUCGACUGUUGUUACAGUGGGCUUCCCCCUUGAAAACUAUCCGAACGUUGCCAAGUGGUACGAACAUGUCCAGAAAGUGACUCCUGGCUGGGAUGAGAAUCUAAUCGGCUUGGAGAAGCUGAAAGAGCGCAUAGCAGCAAUGAGCAAGAAAUAAAUUCUGGCCAUCUUUAAUUAACCUAUAUUUAUGUCUACUAUAAUAUACGUACACCUACUUUAGUUUGAUCCAUGACACAUCACAAUAUAAUUAAAAGCGUGUUCUUAAAUAAAAAAUAACACAACUAG
Messenger RNA from Drosophila novamexicana, 969 nucleotides. Its product is annotated as glutathione S-transferase 1-1-like. The coding region runs from base 200 to 841 and encodes 213 amino acids. The transcript has a single exon. Gene Ontology annotation, molecular function: glutathione transferase activity. Gene Ontology annotation, biological process: glutathione metabolic process. The record is from RefSeq and is a predicted model, not a curated record. Lineage: Eukaryota; Metazoa; Arthropoda; Insecta; Diptera; Drosophilidae.